This is a messenger RNA of Bactrocera neohumeralis, 393 nucleotides long. RefSeq names its product larval cuticle protein A2B-like. Gene Ontology annotation, cellular component: extracellular matrix. The transcript has a single exon. The annotation marks the transcript as partial. Lineage: Eukaryota; Metazoa; Arthropoda; Insecta; Diptera; Tephritidae. The record is from RefSeq and is a predicted model, not a curated record.
UUUCAGUUGGUUAUCGCAUUUGUACUGGUGGCCACCGUUAGUGCCGGAGUUUUAGUACCACAACCGCUCCAUCACUACAGUAAUCAAGUGGAUGAAUACAAUCCUCAUCCUCAAUACAAAUUCUCUUAUGGCGUUGAUGACAAAGUGACAGGUGACUCUAAGAGUCAAUUCGAAGAGCGCGAUGGCGAUGUGGUGCAUGGCCACUACUCCUUGAUAGAUGCUGAUGGCUUCAAGCGCACAGUCCAUUAUACCUCUGAUCCACAUAACGGUUUCAAUGCGGUCGUAAACCGCGAACCAUUGGUGAAGGUAGCCCAAGUUGCUCCAGUGGCGCACUAUGCUCAUGAGCCCGCAGUUGUUCACAAUGCUCCUGAUUAUCAUUAUCGUCAUUACUGA